This is a messenger RNA of Cylicostephanus goldi, 879 nucleotides long. Lineage: Eukaryota; Metazoa; Nematoda; Chromadorea; Rhabditida; Strongylidae. The record is from the annotation of a GenBank genome assembly.
AUGGUGAGCUCAAUUCGCACACCCACAAUUGAAGAACGUGAAAGUGGUGCUAACCGAGUCGAAGUUUACAACUGCACUUGUGGUAAAGAGGUUCGCUACCCGAGGUAUAAUGAUCCUGCGAAGUUGCUUGAGACAAGAAAAGGUCGUUGCGGCGAAUUCGCCAACUGCUUUGCACUGAUGGCUGCCGCGAUGGAUUUCGAUGUGCGCUUCAUUUACGACAUCACAGAUCACGUAUGGAUUGAAUUAUGGAUCCCCGAGUAUGAUAACUGGGUUCAUUGCGAUCCCUGCGAAAACGUCAUUGAUAAGCCACUGCUUUAUGAAAAGGGUUGGGGCAAGAAGCUGAGCUAUGUGAUAGCGUUUGGAACAGACCAUGUAUACGACGUCACAUGGAGGUAUACUGUAGAUCAUAAGAAAACACUUAAGUUGCGCAAUAAAGUUCGUGAGGCAGUGCUGAGCAAUUUUUUGAUGAAGCUGAACUCACGAAUGGGUAGCAACGCCACGCAGGAUAGAAUCAAAGAACUACGAAGAAGACGAGUUCGAGAGCUAGUGGAGUUCUUAGUUAUUGGAAAACGAAAAACAGACGGAGAAAACUACGGAGGAAGAACUUCAGGCGAUGUAGCUUGGCGAGCGGCACGAUCUGAGCUUGGUUGUUGUGUAAAAGAGGACAACCUUAUCAGAUUGUCUGAAGAAGAACUCAAAAACAAAAAAUUUAGUCUGGAAUACAACUGCGCAAGAGAUCUUUACACGAGAGGAUGUGGAGACAUCAAAGGCUGGUCUACCUACGCCAAUUUUUCCGGACAAAUACAGCGUAAAGAGGAGAAUGAUUGGAAAAUGGCUUAUAUUUGUCGAAAAGAGGGAGAAACUGAGGCAGAGGUUGGC